GCUAUUCAACAGGGGGUCAGUGGUACCAUGCAGUGGUACCAUUCAUUGCCUCCUCCCAACAGUGUUCUCCAGUAAUGGCAAGCCUUCUUUCUGUCUUUAUACAGUGAAGCUAUGUUCUUUAGAAAUGAACAUGAAAAACUCAGAUUUACAAGCACUUUCACUGACAUUUUGGAAGAAGCUGGAGAACCGUUGCCAAAGAAAGUUAAAAUAGAUAGAAGUAAUUUGAACUUUGAGGAGGAACAACAGCAGUUCUUACAAAGACUGUAUUAUACAAAUAAGAAAUCAUCUAACAAAACUCUGUGUUUUUCUCAAGUAUUAUGUAAUGUUAAUCAGAAAGGUUUGGAAUUACAAGAUGGAAACACUACAAACUUAAUAACCAGCACAAGACCUUAUGAACAUUUUAAACUAUGUGUGGAUGUUAAUUUGCAAUCCAGGAUGUUCAGAAAUAUACAGUUUUAUGAAAAAUGCAUUAUUGAAAACAGAGAUUGUUGCGUCAUAGGAGAUGUUUGUUCUGAACUGAGUGUGCAAAAUAUAUUGGUCACAAAUCCAGAAUCUUGGGCCUUGCAUGCUAAAGAAAAACCAAUAGAGAUUGGUAGGAGUUGGAGUGAGUUGGCAACAGUAAAUCUGGUACCUAAUGACAUUUGGGCAGAAAACCUUAUCACCAGAAUUGAACCUUUGCUUAAAGAUGCACCAGUAUAUCAAAGCAAUGAAAAUGGCACUGAUUGCCUUAAUGUACAUGCAGUUCCAAUAUCAAAAGCACUAUACCAGGUUAUAAAACCAGUUACAGUGUAUGAAAGCAGUGGUGGCAAAAUUCUACCCUUUUGUUUCCAAGCUAGAAGCUUUAUGAAAGGAAAUAAGUCAGAUCUUGUCUCUUUGUUCUAUACAAAUAAAAGUGUGAAUGAGAAUGGUAAUAUUUUAUUAUUCCCAAAACAGACAAGGUGUCCUGCAAAUAAUAAUUUUAGAGGAAAUAAAGAGUUUCAGAAUUUGUAUAAACUAUAUUCAAGAAAAUGCGAAAGACUUAUAAACCCUAAAUUAGUGAAAUUUCUUGCUUUUGAGUUACUUUUGCAAGAUAAAAGAGGAUAUAAUUGCAGCACUGCAAAUGAAAAGAAUGACAUCUCAAUAUUCAGCCAAAGAACUACAUUUAAUAUUCAGUUAAAAGCAGCAUCUAAAGAAAGCAGCUGCAAAAAAUAUCACAUAUUUUCCAAAGUUACUGUUGAAGGUAAUAAUACCUUUUCAAUAGAUGAUAAUGAAAAAGAAAAAAAGGCAAGGCAACAUGCACUUUAUGACAAACAGAUUUUACAAGCCAAUAAUAUCCAUAGUUUUUUUGUAUGGGACACUAUUAAAAAAGAGGAAGAUCUGACAGCCCAUUCAAGGCAUUUGACUCAAAAUACAACCAUUGGUGUCAAAACACGGCAUAGUAAGGUUACCCUGUUUGGACACAGAAGGAAAAAUAGCUGUAUAUUUGACAAAAUGAAGAGUGUUUUACAAGAUGAGCCUGUAUGUAGGUCUCAAGGCUCUAAUAGCUUGAAGAAUCUUAAAGUGGAAAAUAUGAAAAUUUUGCUUAAAAAAGGUUUUUUCCCUAGCAGCACAUGUCGUUCAGAGCCGGUAGUGUCUGUGAAACAAAAUGUUGACUAUUUCAGAGAAAUAGGAAAUGCAACUGUUGAGAAGAUUUAUACAAGUAAAAGAAAUCAACAUCAGAAUUUAAUUCUGCCAUAUUUAAAAAAUGAAUCUGCAAAAAUUAUUGGCUCUGAAGAAAGAUUAAUGGAGCUUUCAUGUACAAUGACACAAGAACAUUUUGAAGAUGUGACAGAGAAGCAUUUACCUUCAAAAUUUAAAAACAACUAUGAAUUUGAAAUGAACCGAUUUGAUUUGGUAUUGAAAGAACUUAAUGGGUUUAAUGACAUUAGUAAUGGAAAUAAGAACAGCUUGCUGCAUGAACAAAGGAAUAUAAUUCAGGAAGAUUCUCAUGAAUUAAGUUGUCUUGACAGUGUACUACAGGAAGACUCCAAAAAUAUUGAUGAGAAUAAAGAAAAUGUGACCUUUUCAACUUGUGGUAGUAGUUUAAGCUAUACUAUGGUGAAUCAAAAUAAGAAUGGACAGAUUAUAUUUAAAGACACAAGACUGAAAUCUCCUGGGGAGCAGGAAGUACCACAUGAGGACUGUUCAAGAAUUUUAGAUGAAGAAUUGUUUUAUCCAACCCCUGAAGCAUUUGUGUCUCGUACAUCUAUGGAAGAAAGAAGUUAUAGUUUACAAGGAGAACGAGGAAAGUGUUUCAGUGAUGGAAUUAUCAGAGUACAACCUCUUAAAACAUGUCAUGGCCCUCUGAGAGUUGGAUUAUCCAGAAAAGCUAAGCCCAAGCAGCUUCAUCCAUAUCUGAAAUAGUUUAAUAUACUAAGUAUUAAAGUGGCUUUUAAAAGUUGAUAGUACUUUAUCUAUAAAGUUGUCAAUAUUUAUAUUUACUGGCUUUUAAAAUUUGAUACUAAAAGCACUGAAAUAUAUAUUAAAGUAUCCCUUAUAAAUAUUUGUUGUUUAAUAUUUUUGCAAUUACUAGUACCUAAAUAAGUAUUAUAUUAAAAUUCUAUCUUUUAAAUUUAAUAAAAUUCAAAUAUAUGCAGUUUAUGCAAAAUCUUCAAGGUUAUUUACGUUUUAAUGUAUAUUACCCAAAUGCUAUAGUAUUAUAUUCAUGUUACGGAGUAGCUUGUUAGACAAUCUGCUGCACACCGUAAUGUUAUUAAUAAAAAAGGUUUUCCUGUUAGU
Molecule: messenger RNA, 2757 nt
Organism: Heteronotia binoei (common prickly gecko)
Lineage: Eukaryota; Metazoa; Chordata; Lepidosauria; Squamata; Gekkonidae
Gene: RAD51AP2
Product: RAD51 associated protein 2
Exons: 5
Coding region: 112-2382 (756 amino acids)
Source: RefSeq, a predicted model, not a curated record